Anguilla anguilla (European eel) is the source of this 5584-nucleotide messenger RNA. It is a transcript of the gene epb41b, whose product is annotated as erythrocyte membrane protein band 4.1b. Gene Ontology annotation, cellular component: cytoskeleton; plasma membrane. The transcript has 28 exons. Gene Ontology annotation, molecular function: structural molecule activity; actin binding. NCBI's taxonomy places the organism in Eukaryota, Metazoa, Chordata, Actinopteri, Anguilliformes, Anguillidae. Gene Ontology annotation, biological process: cortical actin cytoskeleton organization. The record is from RefSeq and is a predicted model, not a curated record. The coding region runs from base 1211 to 5416 and encodes 1401 amino acids.
ACACACUACAGUGUCCUGAAAAUUCUGGUCUACUCAGCUGUAGAUUUUGGUCUGUGCAGCUGUAGGUGCUGGUCUGUGCAGCUGUAUGUGCUGCUCUGUGCAGCUGUAGGUGCUGCUCUGUGCAGCUGUAGAUGCUGGUCUGUGCAGCUGUAGAUGCUAUUCUGUGCAGCUGUAGAUGCUGGUCUGUGCAGCUGUAUGUGCUGAUCUGUGCAGCUGUAUGUGCUGGUCUGUGCAGCUGUAGAUGCUGGUCUGUACAGCUGUAUGUGCUGCUCUGUGCAGCUGUAGAUGCUGGUCUGUGCAGCUAGAGAUGCUGAUCUGUGCAGCUGUAGGUGCUGCUCUGUGCAGCUGUAUGUGCUGGUUUGUGCAGCUGUAGAUGCAGGUCUGUGCAGCUAGAGAUGCAGAUCUGUGCAGCUGUAUGUGCUGGUUUGUGCAGCUGUAGGUGCUGCUCUGUGCAGCUGUAGAUGCUGGUUUGUGCAGCUAGAGAUGCUGAUCUGUGCAGCUGUAUGUGCUGAUCUGUGCAGCUGUAGGUGCUGCUCUGUGCAGCUGUAUGUGCUGGUUUGUGCAGCUGUAGAUGCUGGUCUGUGCAGCUAGAGAUGCUGAUCUGUGCAGCUGUAUGUGCUGGUUUGUGCAGCUGUAUGUGCUGGUUUGUGCAGCUGUAGGUGCUGCUUUGUGCAGCUGUAGAUGCUGGUUUGUGGGAUAGGCCUAGUGCGCACACUCCCUCACACACACACACAAACACACUAAGCCCUGACACACUAACAAUAUCACACUCUCGGCAUAACAAUAUCACACUCUCAGCGUAACAAUAUCACAUUUCAAGUUAGCAAAAUCACACAUUAUUUUUAGGCUCCAGAGAAACGGCUCAUGGUGUAACAUUUCCAGCAGUCAGCGCAGGAGGGCUGUGUGUAUGCGUAUGCCCAUGAGUCAUGUCCACAAAGUCUGACCUGAAGCCUGAUAUUCAGCUCUCUCCACCCCUCAGGCCUGUCCUCCUGAAGCUGAGACACAGUCUAACCCAGCACAGACAUCGUCUAACCCAGCACAGACACAGUCUAACCCAGCACAAACACAGUCUAAACCAGCACAGACAUCGUCUAACCCAGCACAGACACGGUCUAACCAAGCACAGACACAGUCUAAACCAGCUCAGACAUCGUCUGACCCAGCACAAAUUCAGUCUAACCCAGCACAGACACAGUCUAAACCAGCACAAAUGAAGUCUAACCCAGCACAUCCCAGUCUAUACCAGUGCAGACAAUCUAAACCAGCAGGGACACAAACACAGUAUAACCCAGCACAGACACAAUCUAAACCAGCACAAACACAGUCUAACCCAGCACAGACAAUUCUAUGCGUUUUCUGCCUCCAUUUUGCUGACCUCUCUUUGUCCUCUUGCCCCCCUUACCCUGCUCAUGGACAUGCUCUCCAUGGACACACCCACCCCUGGACACGCCCACCCUUGGAUACACCCUCUAUGGUGAUGUGUGUUGCUGCCAUGACGACAGAAGCCAGCCCAGUUGGGGAGCCUGAGAGCCAGCCUCAGUCAGGCAGGCAGGAGGCGGAGCCUGUGCAGGACCCGCCCCCCCCCGGCCCCCCCGCGGAGCCGGUGCUGAAGCCACGCACGCGCACGUCUGCAGGGCGUGGCCUGUCACGCCUCUUCUCCUCCUUCCUGAAGCGGCGCUCGCAGUGCUCGGACGGGGAGGGCGCGGAGGCGGAGCCUGGCCCAGAGGAGGCGGGGCAGGAGGAGGAGCUGGUCAAAGCCCCCAUCGCUGACCCCGAACCCGAGCUCCGCACCGAGGGCGACCACGCUCUCGACCUGCACUCCCUCAGCAGUGCUGAGACACAGGCAGCUCACGAGGACCAGAAGGAAGACGCUGACACAGCGAAGGAGAAGGAGGCGGAGGAGGAGGGUGGAGCAGCAGGAGAGAAAGAGAAGGAAGAACAGCCCAGUGAGGUGAAGGAGGGAGAAGGAGAGGAGAGCCAGGAGAAGGGGGAGGAGCCAAAACAGGAGGAGCCAAAAGGGGAGGAGCCCAAGGCUGCAGACGAACCCAAAUCCUCCAAAGCUGUUCGUCGCCCUCGCACCAUGCGCUGCCUGGUCACCCUGCUGGACCGCACUCUCUAUGAGUGUGAGCUGGAUAAACACGCCAAGGGCCAGGAGCUCUUCAACAAGGUGUGUGACCACCUGAACCUACUGGAGAGAGACUACUACGGCCUGGCCUCCUGGGACACGCCCAGUCUGAAGACAUGGCUGGACUUCACUAAGGAGAUUCGCAAGCAGGUGCCAGGUUCCAACUACAAUUUCACCUUCAAUGUGAAGUUUUACCCCCCUGAUCCAGCCCAACUCAGCGAAGAUAUCACCAGGUACUACCUGUGUCUGCAGGUGCGGGAGGACAUCCUGAGUGGCCGGCUGCACUGCUCCUUCGCCACCCUGGCGCUGCUGGGUUCCUACGCCCUGCAGUCCGAGCUGGGCGAGUACGACCCCCACGUCCACAGCAAUGAGUACGCCAGCCAGGUCCAGCUGGCCCCCGGCCAGAGCAAGGAGCUGGAGGAGAAGAUGAUGGAGCUGCACCGCAACUACAGGUCCAUGAGUCCUGCCCAGGCAGAUAUGUUCUUUCUGGAGAACGCCAAGAAGCUGGCCAUGUACGGAGUCGACCUGCACCAGGCCAAGGAUCUGGAGGGAGUGGACAUCAUGCUGGGUGUCUGCUCCAGUGGCCUGAUGGUUUAUAAAGACAAGCUGAGGAUCAACCGCUUUUCAUGGCCCAAAGUCUUGAAGAUCUCCUACAAGAGAAGCAGCUUCUUCAUCAAGAUCCGCCCAUCCGAGCAGGAGCAGUAUGAGAGCACUAUUGGCUUCAAGCUGCCAAAUUACCGAGCGUCUAAGAAGCUGUGGAAGGUGUGUGUGGAGCACCACACCUUCUUCAGACUCACCAGUGUGGAGGCGACGACUCCGCGGAAGUUUCUGGCGCUGGGGUCGAAGUUCCGCUACAGCGGGCGCACGCAGGCCCAGAGCCGCCAGGCCAGCUCCCUGAUCGACCGGCCCGCCCCCCUGUUCCAGCGCUCUGCCAGCAAGAGGGCCUCACACACCCUGGACGGAGGCUCGCUCCAGUCCUCCUCAGGUGCGUCUCUGCCGGCUCCAGAGAUGCCUCCCAGGGAGGAAGAUGAUUGGUUCCUUCUCUUGGAGUCUUUCCAGCCAGAGCCGGGCCCUACGGACUCAGUAAUGGAGGUGGACCGUGCUGCGGUGUAUAAGCGUGUGAGCACCACUGUGCUGGUGGAGCAGGAGGAACAGAAGAGCAUGAGGAUUGUAGAGCGGAUCACACAACAGCAAGAGCAACAAGCUCCCGAGGGGUUGCACAACUCACAAAGAAAGGAAGAAGGUGAUUGGUUUGUGUUACUGGACUGCCCCCCUUCUGAGGCCACCCAACCUCCAUCAGCCCCACCUGUGGGGGUCAUCGCAGGGUACCCCAAACUCCACAUGGCUGCAGUAGAGGUGGAGGAGAAGGAGGCCGUGAUGACAACACAACAAACAAUGCGGCUUCAAGAUGUGCAGUCACUGGAGGAAAGGCUGCUGCCUCAGUGGAGAGAAGAGGAAGAUGAUUGGUUUGUUCUGCUGGACCGUCCCCUGUCCUCGCCCUUCCCCAUACGCCAAGGGGUGUGUGUGUCUGUGUCAGUGACGGAGGUGGACCGUGCUGCGGUGUAUACGCGUGUGAGCACCACUGUGCUGGUGGAGCAGGAGGAACAGAAGAGCAUGAGGAUUGUAGAACGGAUCACACAACAGCAAGAGCAACAAGCUCCCGAGGGGUUGCACAACCCUCAGAGAGAAGAUGAUGAUGAUUGGUUUGUGUUACUGGACCACCCCUCUUCUGAGGCCGCCCACCCUCCAUCAGCCCCUCAGCUGCCAAUGCCAGAGGCGUUCAGACCUGCCAUGCUGCAGGUGCAAGAAGAUGAUUGGUUCGUACAGUUUGAACGCCUGCAUCCAAAAGAGACCACCUUCCCAUUGCCAGUGCGGGGGCAGGAUGACUGGUUUGUGCUGCUGGACCACGCCCCCCCAGGCCCCGCCCCCCUCUCAUUCUCGGCAGCAGCUGGGGUAGCUGCAGGUAAAGCUCGGCCGGUCAGUGCUCCGGUCAUCUCCCCUGCUGACCUCGCGUCAGUUGGCCUUGGCCCCGCCCCCUCCACCACACCCCGGGCCCCGCCCAGUGCCCCGCCCAGCCGCCUCACCCCACAGGAGGACAGGAAGGUGGAGGUGAAGCUGGAGCCUGCUCCUGUGGAAGAGGUGGUUAAGGUGGUUCGGAGGGAGAAGAAGGCCGGCCCCGUGGUCACGGCAGCCAAUGGGGAGCGGCCAGCAGAGUCGCCCCCGGCAACCGAGGAGCUGGUGCGCAUGCGGAAGAAAAGAGCUAAGAAAAUUGAGGGUGAAACUAUUUAUAUCAGACAUAGCAAUUUAAUGUUGGAGGACCUGGAUAAGACUCAGGAUGAGGUCAUGCGCCACCACGCCAGUAUCAGUGAGCUCAAGCGUAACUUCAUGGCGUCUGUUCCCGAGCCGCGGCCGAGCGAGUGGGACAAGCGUCUGUCUGCCCAUUCGCCGUUCCGCAGCGCCAGCACCAACGGGGCCCCCCCACCCACCAGCCCUGCCAGUGCGUGUGCUGUGCCUGUAAGGACAGAAAUGUGUACUAAUUUACCCAGAGAGGCACCUGGCAACACCGGUCAGGGGGGUGGAGCCCUAAGCCCCCCCACCCAGGAAGGACUUAAGGGGUUGGAGUCAGGGGAUGAUGGGAAGGAGCAGGAGGAGGGGCUUAGCAGGGAUCAUCCAUGCAAACCAAUGAGCCGCGUGGAGCUGUACCCAAACCGCACCCCUGAGCCUGAAACCCAGGCCCCUGCGAUGCAGCCCCCGCCUGGCCCUGAGGAGGAGCCCUGCCCCCCUGCCGAACACGAGCGCCCCCCCGGGGUGGUCGCGGCCUCCCCUGCCGAGCUCUUCCUGAGCAACGGCCCUUACCUCAUUCGCUGUUUCCAGCCGCCUUUGGUGAAGACUCAAACCGUGACCCUCUCUGAAGCCUCCAACUCCCUCCUCAGCGAAAUCACCACGAAGGAGGUCCCCAUCAUCCACACUGAGACUAAGACCAUCACUUAUGAGUCUGCUCAGCCAUCUGAACCCGUGGCAGACAGUGACCCUGGGGUUCUGCUGAGUGCCCAGACCAUCACUUCUGAAACUGUCAGCAAGACCACAACAACCCAGAUCACCAAGAUGGUUAAAGGUGGACUCUCAGAGACACGCAUUGAGAAGAGGAUUGUCAUCACUGGUGACCCAGAGAUUGACCAUGACCAGGCCCUAGCAGAGGCCAUAAAGGAGGCAAAGGAACAGCACCCAGACAUGUCUGUCACCAAAGUGGUGGUUCACCAGGAGACAGAGAUAACCCCGCCCCCGGAGUGAGCCACACCCACGCACAGGGACAACGAGGGAGCAUCAGGAAUGUGAACAGUCUCCUCUCCUCCCUCCCCCCCCGUCAUCUUUUCACCUGGCGACCCCACCCUGACACGCCCAAACACAGCCCCACCCACCCCAUGGCUCCACCCACCCCUCAGCCCCACCCACCCUUCA